GAGCGAGCGCUCCGAGGGCACUAUCCAUGACAUCCCAGAGGACAGUCAGCGGAAGUGGAGAGGGAUUCAUGCCUCGCUUGCACCGGCCGACCAAUCUGGAUUCCUCAACGCCGCUUCCAACAUGCUAGAGCCGGGUACGAGCCUGGUCGUCAAGUUCGGCUCCACGGAAGAUAACGGCUUCAAAGGGAAUGUCACUACAACACCCUUAGAGGUCUCAAUCGCCGAUGACGGCAGAUUCAUUGGCGGGGAUGAGGAUGUAGCAAAUUACCUCGUUUUGCAACUGCUAGAUUUACCUGCAGACAAGCGCUGUGUGCGGGUACGCGCUUCGGCCCUUGACGAUCCGGCCUACAGGCUCGACCACCCGAACAGCUAUGUCAGACUUCGCGAACAUGUCAGGCGAUAUGAGCGGGCCCUCAAUUUUCUUGUCUGCGGAGGCGUGCACUACUACUGGGAGCAGGAGGCCUCUAACUUAAUCAAAGCCGUGAUUGAGUUGCGCGGCCUCGCCUUACCAAGCAACGAAGACUACGAAUCGUGGUUCGCUUGGCCUACACGGAAGCCAGAUCAGGUAUUGAGGGUUCGUUUCUCGAAGCAGAUUGGGGACUUCGUGCGAACAGGGUACUAUGAAGACGACUGGAGCGCAUUUCCCCGUAAGAAAGGCAUGCCAGAAGACCACCCGAUCUGGCUGAAACACAUUUCCCCUAGGAUUGUGUGGGAGCGAGUGGCGCCAGCAGCUGCGCUCAUGGCUGUGGGGGAAGACAGCAGGAAUCAUACGCACCACAUAAAUUUGGACAACUGGGUACUCUCCCAUCGUCAACCGAGGGAUCUACAGAGGUACACGCCCAUCGCUAGCGUCUAGGCCACAUUCGCGACAUACCGGAAGGGGAAUAUCAGGGAAUAUAUCGUUUUUCUCGGCACAAUGCACUUGGAACAGUUUUUGAAUCAGACAAGGAAUCAACACCACCACCA
Microdochium trichocladiopsis is the source of this 966-nucleotide messenger RNA. RefSeq lists its product as uncharacterized. NCBI's taxonomy places the organism in Eukaryota, Fungi, Ascomycota, Sordariomycetes, Xylariales, Microdochiaceae. Bases 122 to 856 code for a protein of 244 amino acids. The transcript is spliced from 2 exons. The record is from RefSeq and is a predicted model, not a curated record.